AUGGUGCCUCCUCAAACGCUCGUAAAACAAGCGCGUCUCCGACACAGCGAGGCCGACUCAUCAAGACAGCGAGGCCGACUCAUCAAGACAGCGAGGACGACUCAUCAAGACAGCGAGGACGACUCAUCAAGACAGCGAGGACGACUCAUCAAGACAGCGAGGCCGACUCAUCAAGACAGCGAGGACGACUCAUCAAGACAGCGAGGCCGACUCAUCAAGACAGCGAGGCCGACUCAUCAAGACAGCGAGGACGACUCAUCAAGACAGCGAGGACGACUCAUCAAGACAGCGAGGACGACUCAUCAAGACAGCGAGGCCGACUCAUCAAGACAGCGAGGCCGACUCAUCAAGAAUUCGAGGACGACUCACCAAGACAGCGAGGCCGACUCACCAAGACAGCGAGGCCGACUCAUCAAGACAGCGAGGCCGACUCAUCAAGACAGCGAGGCCGACGCUGUUACUCUUCCCCCUCAGUGA
Procambarus clarkii (red swamp crayfish) is the source of this 477-nucleotide messenger RNA. The record is from RefSeq and is a predicted model, not a curated record. Lineage: Eukaryota; Metazoa; Arthropoda; Malacostraca; Decapoda; Cambaridae.